CUAACAUUUGUGAAUAUGUGGUUGCUGGAAGAGAUAGCACUUCAGAGUGUUUAGCACAUAAUAUUGAAAGAGGCUAGAAAAUAACAGAUCUGUAAAGAUAACUCUGGAUUACUUAACAGAAGUAAUUUUAGUAAAUGGGAUUUACCCAAUAUAUUUCUCUAAACAGAAAUCUUAGCAUAUGGGUAUUUCCAUCCAAACCAGAGAAGUUGGACUACUUCCUCUCUUUUAGCAGAAUCAGACUGAAAGAUCUCCGAACUGUAUUCCUGCUUUACUACUAAUUUUGUUUCCCUCCCUUCCACCAGUUUUUCCCUGUGUGGAGGAGAAUAGACAUUUCCUUGCAAGUGAACCUCUGCAAGGACUUCUUUUUCUUGAAAAAAAUUCCAUGUUGUCUUUUUCAGAUGGAUGACUGGCUAAGAGAGGACAUACAAUACAAAAUCCCUAGCAGAAGCUGAAAAUGGAUGACUUCUACUGAUGCUUUUUGAUAGCUUCAUCUCCUCUUUUCCUGUUUGAGAUGGGUGAUAUGAUCAUCAGGAAAAAGUUCUAAAAUAAGCCUGAGUGGCAUCUUUAUCCCUCGACUCCUCUUUCCACAAAUCUACAAAUCACCAGAAGAAAUGACCAGUCAACUACCAGAGGAGUCUGUGGAAACCCAGAGCUCAGAUGAGCUUGAGUGCAAGAUCUGCUACAACCGCUACAACCUGCGACAGAGAAAACCAAAAGUGCUGGAGUGUUGUCACAGAGUGUGUGCCAAAUGCCUUUGCAAGAUCAUAGACUUUGGUGAUUCUCCUCAAGGAGUCAUAGUGUGCCCGUUUUGCAGGUUUGAAACGUGCCUGCCAGACGAUGAGGUUAGUAGUCUUCCUGAUGACAAUAACAUCCUUCUGAAUUUAGCUUGCGGGGGAAAGGGAAAGAAGUGCCUACCAGACAACCCAACAGAACUGUUGCUGACUCCCAAAAGGUUGGCAUCUCUGGUCAGCCCUUCUCACACUUCUUCUAAUUGCCUGGUUAUAACAAUCAUGGAAGUACAAAGAGAAAGUCCCCAGACUCUGAACUCAACACCUGUGGUGGAAUUUUACAGGCCUACAAGUUUUGACUCUGUUGCAACCGUGUCCCACAACUGGACAGUGUGGAACUGCACAUCUUUGCUCUUCCAGACCUCAAUUCGGGUGCUAGUUUGGUUGCUAGGUUUGCUGUACUUUAGUUCCUUGCCUUUAGGGAUUUACUUACUGGUAUCUAAGAAAGUCACCCUUGGGGUUGUCUUUGUAAGCCUUGUUCCUUCAAGCCUUGUUAUUCUCAUGGUUUAUGGCUUUUGCCAGUGUGUUUGCCAUGAAUUUCUAGACUGCAUGUCUUCUUGAUAACAAAUACAGUGAAAUAAGAUGCAUUGCCACGUGUAGCAUAGUUGAUUUAGCCUGUCUCUGUAUUCUUAUUUAUUCGUAUUGUUGUCCAUCCCACUAAAUGGAAGCAGUGACCCUUUUUACACGGUCCUUUUUUAUUUGAUUAUUUAUUGUUUUUUGUUUGUUUUAUGUUUUAGCUAAGUGUUGGGCAUAAAAUUUACAUGCUGAUUUUAAUGGGCUGGGUUGUAGAAAGGCAUAAAGGAAAUUUGGUGCCUGCUGCUGCUGCCACUAUUCGGAUGAGUAGCUCUUUGCUUUGUAUUGGCUUGAUCAUGUAAGUUAAGGCUGUAGGAUCUGCCCUAGAAGAAAUUAGUACAACAGGCACCUUCCAGUUCAGAGUACAGCAUCUCUUAAUGCAAAGCAUCUCAUGCUCUGGAAUAUCUGUCAUUUCUGGUAGCAAAUGAAGUCACUUUGUUAGUUAAUACUAGAAGAAGAAGAACUUAUCAUUUCUUUCUCCAGUUCUUGUUAUAGCAAAAAUAUUUGUGGGAUGCCCAGUGGUCAAAGAUUUUUUGUGUUCUGAGACAUGAGGAACCUUUUUUCCCCCCCAUGCUAAAAAUGUGUCUCCAAAACACUUUCCCAAACAGAAGCCCACUUUACUUGUCCUGUAGUUGCAGCUUCAUCUGAGAAACUCCUGUUAAAGAGUACUUUUAGGGACCCAGCCACACAUUUGCUCUCUUCUAGGGAUGCUUUUUAAGUGUGCAUACACCUUAGUUUUUCUUUGAGGGUUCAGAGAUCUGCAGACUUCUCCAUCUGCGUUCCAUAAUGAUUACCCUCCCUCCCAGCAUUUCCACCACCACAUGACAUUUCCAACCCUUUAGUCCUUGUGAUAGAUUGUCUGACCAAUUUCAUGCGCAACUACUUUUGGGUAGUUAAUGUGGAAAAUUUCCCUUAUGUGACUUCAGCUGUCACGAUAGAUCUUUAUUCCUCAUCAUUAGGAAAUGAACCUACAAUGACUAAUACACAUUUCAGAAAAAAUCUGAAAUGGUUAACGUGGCUUUUUUAUUUGUUUUUGUUGUUUUGUUUGCUUUCUGAGCUCACAGAAUAGGCACUGUAAGGAGGUACUGUGACUUUGGGGAGGAUUCUGUUUAGUGCGUUGUCCAUAAUGUUAAAUACCCUGAACUCCCUCUGUCACCCUUGUGAGCUGACAGCACCCUAGGUAUGGCAGUUAGCCUGACUGGACUAGUUGAGUUCAGAAGAACUACUGAUGAUUUACCAUUCCACAAAUACAAUCAGGCCCUGUAAGGUUUGCUUUUAUGUUGCAUGGUUUAGGCUACUUUUUCCAACUACUGGAAGAGCGUAAAAAUAAGAAAUGUUUAAUGCUUGUGUGUAUAACUAGGUCUAGUCAACACCACAGCUGCAACCUCAUUUUUCUGAGCACAGCAGGGUGAAAACUGAGAAGAAGCAGUUGAUCAGUGUAAGCACAGCUUUUGGAUCAGGUGCAAGAUUUAGUAAUCUCAAGGCAGUGUAAGAGGGAGACGGGUUGGCUGCGUGAAGACUGAAUGUAUGGCCUAACAAUAUAUUCUUAGAGCAAACUGACUUUGGUAAGAAUGAGAAAUGCCAACAGGAAAAGGAGAUUAUAAGUGGUUGUUGUGUCUAUCAAUGGGGUUUGAAGUCAAGUUGGUCCAAUUUUUGUAGAUGGUACAGAUGGUGUCUACGGUUUAAUUCCUAUUGAAAUCAUGGGGAAAAUGUGAAAAUGUGAAGGUCCUGCUUUUCUUGACGCUCGAGUUUAUAAUAGUGCAUAUAUAUGUGUGUGUAUGUAUAUAUAGACACAUAUGUAAGAAGAAAAUAUAUAGCAAAAUAAUAGUUUUCAAGUGUGUGGAGUUACAGAGCUGUGUACUGAAUGGUGGAAGGAAAUGUUUCAGACUUUUCUGUAAUCACUUGAUAACAAUUAGAACUAAAAUACUUUCAGAAUUCCUAGAAAUGACUAUUCCGAAGUAAUUGUUUUUAAUGUUUGUUGUAAAGCACAUAUGGUUAGAAGAGCUGUCAUCUCCAAUCCAGGUAUACUGCAAGGUUUGACUCAUCUAUGAACUCAUAAAUUUUAAAUAUCCAAUAGCAAUCAUGUCACAAAAAAGCAAGAAAGAUAGAAAUCUAUGUGAUUUACUAGUACUUCAUAACUUUGGGAGAAGAUGUAUUUGUAGUGUUAGGGCUUUAUGUAUUUUAGGGUUUGUUCAAUUUGUCUGAAUAUAAUAUCUCUAAUAAAGGGCUGGCUAAUACAGGAAGUAGGUUU
Messenger RNA from Cygnus atratus (black swan), 3612 nucleotides. RefSeq names its product ring finger protein 182 (gene RNF182). Lineage: Eukaryota; Metazoa; Chordata; Aves; Anseriformes; Anatidae. The record is from RefSeq and is a predicted model, not a curated record. The transcript has 2 exons. Bases 612 to 1349 code for a protein of 245 amino acids.